Molecule: messenger RNA, 990 nt
Organism: Symbiodinium sp. CCMP2592
Lineage: Eukaryota; Dinophyceae; Suessiales; Symbiodiniaceae
Source: the annotation of a GenBank genome assembly
AUGCAACGCCAGGCUCCUAAACUCAGGGCAGCAGGGUUUCUCCUCUUUGGAUUCGCAUCCUUCGCCUUUGUGGUGCCGGCUUCGAACCGCAUUUCGCUGGUUGGGGUUCGCCAUGGGCUCCGGCACGGCCUGGCCGGGAAGAUGAAGGAGCCUGAUCGGUGCAGAAUGGCCCUGAAGGCCUUUGACGGAGGAUUUGAUGUUCUGACGCAGCUGCUUACACUGAGCUUGGCGCUGUCUCCGGCGGUCAUGUACGAGUUCUUGCCCGGGUGGAUGCCUGAUGGCCACGCUGCCGGUGUCGCGCUGCAAGAAGAUUCCUCGGAGCUCCAGCUUCUCUCUGAGGACUUGAAGGAUUCGAGCCUGGACUCGAUCCUGGUAAGGCUUGCGCGGCUGCUGGGACGGUCGGACACCUUUCUGAGGCUCCAGAAGCCUCUGUCUUCCCUGAACUACAUCGCGGCCGCAGUUCUUGCCUACAAUCUCUUCCUGGCACCUUCUGGCUUCCCGGCUCGGCUGCCGGAGCCCCUCUUCGGCCUCUGCUCUGUGGGGCUGGGUCUGCUCAUUCUGUCCCGCGUGAGCUCGGCGACUGAGCGCUUCAGCGCAGCCCGGAGCUUGUGGGCGGAUGUAGUGAGCGCGAUCAGGAAUCUGAGUCGACAAGCUCACUUGUGGGCAGGCAGAGAUGAGUUCAUCAAGUUCUCCAGGUGGUUGCCAGCGCUUCCCGCCGCGAUGCUCUGCCACCUGCGGCACGCGGAGCCCGAGCUGGGCGCGAUGCUCCGAGCGUCGCGAGGUUCAAGGGCUCUGCAGGCCGCAGACAGCAGCCUGAGCGACCGGGAAAUCGAGGAGGUGAUUGGCCGGCCUGAGGGAAUGUCCUCCCCCCGCUACGUCUACCUCCGGAUCAUGGCGCUGUCAACGGAGCUGGAGGUCCCGGAGCUGCAGAAGACGGCGCUGGAGAAUGAGCUGCCGGGGAAAGCUGCAUUGACGGGGGGUGCCUACUAA